AUGCCGGGUGAUUGUCGCGACGCCGGUCGGUUGGCACUGGUGGUGGUGCUGCUUCUGGAUCUCGGUGUUGGGGGAGGUCGGGGCCUCGCGAUGGCCAACAGCUCCGAGGAGAGUCCGCUCCAGCGACGGAUGGCCAGCUUGAGCAGUGGCCACGGGAAACCCAGGCCGGAGAAGUACUCGAUGGCCGAGGAGUUCAACUUUACCGGUGUCCUGCAGCCGGAGUACCAGAUGAGGGCCACCCUCAAGCCGAACGACGUGUCUCAGUUCUAUUAUCUGAACCCGAAGACCGGAUCGCCGCCGACGCUACUGGUCAGCCCGUGCAGUGGCCCGAUUUCAUGGAACGUCAGCUACGUCGGUCCUCCCAAGACCGAGCAGCACGCGGAAGGCACCAAGUCGGCUCAAACGCACUACCUGGUGAAGAACAUGAUACCAGGCUCGCCGCUCUUCAAAUACGAGGGCGCAGAGACACGCAACUUCACGAUCCCAGGCUGGGCCCAAGCCAAUCUCUACCGCAUCGACAUGCGACCGGUGAGCUCGCCGAUACUCAAGACCCGCUCGCCCAACACGGUCUUGCUGUACGCCACAUCCGACGCCCUGGCUCACCUGCCCAGCAAUCUCGCGGCCCCGACUAGAACCAAGAGACAACAGCCGAGCCUCGAGUUUCAGCAGAGGUGGAGCCGGCGCAGGCUCAUCGUGUCCUGGAACAAAAGCUACAUAGAUGCGGACAAGUCGACUUACCUGCUGGCAGUGACUUCGGGGGAGAUUUUACAUCCACCGACCCUGUGUGCUGCCGAGAACGUCCUGAGGAAGCACCCAUGUCCCAGCAGGCCAAUACCGGGACAACCGAUCCAGCAUCGCAGCGAUCCCGAAGGUUUGCACUGCGUCCGACGGACCAAGCUCACCCUCUUCGGCGUCAAAUACAACAUGACUUACCAUUUCACGCUCUACAUCAUGAACACGCAGACCAACGUGUCGAGUUUGGUGGCGAUGGACUCGUUCCGCUUCCACAGACGAGCCCCGAUCAAUUUGCAAAAUGGGCGCUACAUCAGCGCAAACUUGCGGGACAACGACGGCUUCGUUGUUUUUCGCUACAAGCCCCGCGACAACACCACCACGAUAUUCAACAUCCUCGCUUGCGGCGCGUGCUCGAUCAAGGCCAAGUUUCGCGCCCCGGAUUACUGUUUGAACUCAGCUACGCGAAACUCGCCGUGGGAGUACAGGACGUUGCGCAAGUGCCGGUCGAAGCGCGCCUCCCGGUGCGCAGCGGUGACGAGCGGCAGCGGCUCGCGCGGCAUCUUUGGCACCGGUGACUACCUCCUCCACGACGGCGACAGCAGCAGGAACGCCAGCAGGCCCUGCAAGACCACCCGAAGCCCGGCCCACUCGCUCGCGAGGCCCUGCCCAUCCCCCUGA
This is a messenger RNA of Copidosoma floridanum, 1413 nucleotides long. RefSeq names its product neuron derived neurotrophic factor nord (gene nord). The record is from RefSeq and is a predicted model, not a curated record. NCBI's taxonomy places the organism in Eukaryota, Metazoa, Arthropoda, Insecta, Hymenoptera, Encyrtidae.